Messenger RNA from Peronospora matthiolae, 2649 nucleotides. The record is from the annotation of a GenBank genome assembly. Lineage: Eukaryota; Oomycota; Peronosporomycetes; Peronosporales; Peronosporaceae.
AUGGACAGCUCCGAAGCAGCAGAUUGCGAUGUCCGCAUGGCUACACGGGCAGGACGCCGAGUCGAGCUGCAGAAGCUGUCCAGCGAACAAGCCGAGUGGAUGCUGUACCGCACGUUGUGCCAGUUCCGACUCGGCUACUUCUCCUUCCUCGUGCUCAUCUGCAUCCUCAUGUUCAGCGUGACGCUCCUCAUGGAGAUCUUCUUUGCCAUUUUCCUGCCCAGUGCACGCAUGGAUCCGUACUUCACACUGCGUUCCAUUAUGCUGCUGGCUCUUCUACCUAUUGCACUGGUUUUCCUGUCGUACUGCUUUGAAGAGUCGAGUCGGCUCUUCCUCGAUGCCAUUGAUACGAGAGAGGGCAGUCUGGCCAACUUUCGGCUCUCGCUCUGUGUCUGUAUCCAUUACCUACGGCAUUGGCGCGAGAUGCCGGACGAUCGACUGGAGAGAGCAAAAUUUGACGUGUUUAGAGCGGACGACGAAGACUUUGAAGCGUGGGCACGUUUCGUGAGCUGGAUCACAGCAGGACCGAGAUAUCUGCUGAGCACGAUCUACACGAACGAUCCGUUUAAUGACGUAAACAAAGAGUCGGAGGAUGAGCGGAGGUAUGAACUGGAGCUGCUGUUUCAACGACAACACAGUGGGAAAUUGGGAAACGAGCCUCGCAAUCGUUUCGUGUGUCGUCGCAGUAGUAGCAGUAGCAGCAGCAGUAGCAGCAGCAGUAGCAGCAGCAGUAGCGACAACUUACCAUCAUCCCGGUGGAAACGUGCUUUUCACGCUGCAAGUACGACUGUCAAGUUCAACACUACGCACUUUGACGGCCCGCCACUGGACUUUUCCACGCUCGUUAUCACGGACGUGAUUUGUCCGUUUGUAUUCGAGUUUAUCACGCUGUGGACGUUUAUGGUCUCGCUGGUUGCAAACAUGUCGCCGCUCGCUGCCUUCCUGGACUACAUCCAGUGUGGCUUCUACAUGCAAGCAAUUUACUUGGGUCUGUGGAUGAUCUGUCACUUUUGCAGUGCUAGAAACCGCAAGAUGAGGGAGUUUGUAAGCAACUACCGUCGCCGGUACCGUGACAUGCAACGAGAGCUCCUGGAAAUGGAAAACGAAAAGCGAGCAGAACACCUUUGGCUGGUCAGCAUUGGCUUUCGUGCCGUAGAGCAGUUCCAAACCAGUUUUUUCACGCUAGUUGAAGCGAUUUUUGAGCUCAGUGGACGUGUCUGCAAGAGACUUUCACUACGGGCACCAGCAGCGGACUGUGCGACAGCAACAAGUAGCGAAGAAGACCAGCCUUUGCAACCUGGGGAUGUUGUACAAUACACACAAGUAGAAUUGGAUCCGGAAGUACUUGUUGAAGGUACGUGUGACCCCGUUGAAGACGCCAACGAGACCCAAGAGGCCCUGGAAGGAAAGCAGCGCAUCCGUAGAAUUGGUGAGCGCAUGCGUGGACUGAAUCUCUGGUCAAAGUUUUCUUACGACCGUCGGCUACGGAUCUUGUGCCCAAUGGUCAUCAUGAGUGCCAUCAUCUCGUUCUAUGCAUUCUAUGUUGGCUGGGGAAUCAUGGGUAUCUGCCUCAUUCUGCUUGGUGACACGAUCCAGGCCAAGUUCCCUCAGAUAUUCGGUCUCACCUUCAAGUCUUUCAUCACGUUCUUCGUGAUUCUCUCAUUUGUGUUUUUUUCAUCGACAUGGGCGGUCGGAACUUUCGUUCACGGUGGAGACUUUCUCGUACAUCCGCCGACGGCAAACCCCCGGCUUGCUCCAGCUGAUCUGUUCACGGCGAAGCCAGCACUGCACUGGUCAAAGGUUGCCGAGUAUCCCGUGUGCGCACUGGACAUGGAGUCGCUUGAUAUUGUGGAUUUUGCCCUCAUUGCAGACGCAAUGUACGGAUGGAAUACAGCAGUCCAGCUGCAGUCGUUUGGCCAACGCUUUAACGGCACUGUGCUCGGCGACUGGAAGUACGUAUCGCGCAACGACGAAGCAGCGAACCAUCAAGUAUGGGCUGAGCUAUACUUCCCCACGAUCAAUAUGACUGUCAUAGCCGUUCGAGGAACAGCUACAGCGACUGAUGCUCUCGAGGAUCUUCACUACUGGUUUGGCGUGAGCAUCAUGCAAGCUGCAAAUAUCUUUGUUCCGUUUUUGAAACAGCUGCCGAGUCAAUUUGUCGUCGAGAUGCUAUCGAUGAAGUUCCUCCGAGCGGUCAUGCCUCCUCCAGUGUACUCCGAGUUGCUGGAUCACGUGAGUGCAGUGCAAAAGCGUGUUGGCGACCGCCUUGUGCUCACUGGUCACAGUCUUGGGGGUGCAAUGGCAGCAAUGGUUGGUGCCAAGACGCACACGCCCGCCGUGUCGUUCUCCGGACCCGGAUUGUUGUACACACGUGGUCGGUUUGACGUCGAUGACGAAUCUAUCCGUGACUACGUAUUGACCGUGAAGCCUCGACGUGAUAUCGUUCCGCAGGUUGACGAGCUUGGUGGAAUGGUGCAAGAAAUCGAGUGUCGGCGCGACAAUCCACUUGCCUGUCAUAGUACAGUUACACACAUGUGUGAGCUCUAUGCUGCGUGUGGUGACAAGCGCAAACGUGACUGGUCCAAAGCGAGUCAGUGCGAAGCGUAUUUCCACGGCAAAACCGACCAACUAGGCCCAUGGUCAACUGAAUAG